Molecule: messenger RNA, 2765 nt
Organism: Zonotrichia albicollis (white-throated sparrow)
Lineage: Eukaryota; Metazoa; Chordata; Aves; Passeriformes; Passerellidae
Source: RefSeq, a predicted model, not a curated record
UGGUGAAGCAGGAGCCCAAGGAAGAGGCAGCAGCAGUGGCACAGUGUGAGGUGGAUGGAGAUGAGACAGCAAAACCAGAGGCCAAUGGGGACCCUGGGGACAGCCAAGCCAACAGCCUGCUGGCCCAGGGUGGGCGCUCCGAGGCUGGGCACCUGCUGCUGCAGAAGCUGCUGCGCGCCAAGAACGUGCAGCUCUCAGCUCAGAGCCCAGGCGAGCUCAACGGGCACAUGGAGAACCGGAGCGCUGGGACAGAAGCACGGCCACAGUCGCUGCUGCUGGGCCGGGAGGACCCCUCCAUUGCCAGGAAGCCAGCGCCCACCAAGCCUAAGCGGGUACAGAAAGGCAACGAGCGGAUGCCGGCGUCCCGCAAGAAGCUGCGCAAGGAUGAGGGGCUGCGUCCUGGCGAGGCCCUCAUGAAGCAGCUGAAGCAGGAGCUGUCGCUGCUGCCCCUGACUGAGCCGACCAUCAUGGCCAACUUCAGCCUCUUCGCGCCCUUCGGCAGCAGCCCCAUCAACGGGAAGAGCCAGCUGAGGGGCGCCUUCGGCAGCGCUGUGCUGGACAGCGUCCCUGACUACUACUCCCAGCUGCUCACCAAGAACAACCUCAGCAACCCACCCACGCCACCCUCCUCGCUGCCCCCCACACCCCCUCCCUCCGUGCAGCAGAAGAUGGUGAACGGUGUCACGGCCCCUGAAGAGCUGGGGGAGCAGCCCAAGGAUGCCGACCCAGCCCGUGAGCCCCACGGCCAGAAAGAUGCACCAGCUGUGGAGGUGAAGAGCCUGGACCUGCUGGCAGCACUGCCCACCCCUCCACACAACCAGACCGAGGAUGUCAGGAUGGAGAGCGAUGAUGAGAGCGACUCCCCCGACAGCAUCGUCCCUGCUUCAUCCCCCGAGAGUGUCCUGGGCGAGGAGCUGCUCCGCUUCCCCCUGCUCAGCGAGGCCAAGCCAGAGCUGGAGGAGCGUGUGCUGUCCCCCAUCAUCCCCAUCAUCCCCCGGGCCAGCAUCCCAGUGUUCCCCGACACAAAACCCUACGAGGUCGCAGAGCCCUUUGGGGCUCCUCCAGGCAAGGUGGGGGCAGCAGGCCCUGGAGCCCCAUGGGAGAAGGGCAAGAGCAGCGAGGUGUCCGUCAUGCUGACGGUGUCUGCAGCGGCUGCCAAGAACCUCAAUGGGGUGAUGGUGGCCAUGGCUGAGCUGCUGAGCAUGAAGAUCCCCAGCUCCUACGAGGUGCUGUUCCCCGACGGCCCUGUGCGAGCAGCUGUGGUGGAGGCCAAGAAGGUGGAGACUGAUAUGGCCGGAAUGCUCGGAGGGAAGGAGAAGGCUCUGGCUGGGAAGGUGCCGGACAGCAGCUCGGAGUGGCUGAAGCAGUUUGAUGCAGUGCUGCCAGGGUACAGCCUCAAGGGCGAGCUGGACCUCCUGACGCUGCUCAGACAGCUGUGGUCCACGGAGGUGUACGAGACUCAGGGAGGGGCCCUGAUCAACGUGGAGGUGGCUCUGCACCGCGGGCUGCUCACCAAGUGCUCCCUGUGCCAGAAAACCGGCGCCACCAACAGCUGCAACCGCAUCCGCUGCCCCAGCGUGUACCACUUCGCCUGCGCCAUCCGCGCCAAGUGCAUGUUCUUCAAGGACAAGACCAUGCUGUGCCCCCUGCACAAGCUGAAGGGGCCCUGCGAGCAGGAGCUCAGCAGCUUCACCGUGUUCCGCCGCGUCUACAUCGAGCGGGACGAGGUGAAGCAGAUCGCCAGCAUCAUCCAGCGCGGCGAGCGGCUCCACAUGUUCCGCGUGGGCGGCUUGGUCUUCCACGCCAUCGGGCAGCUGCUGCCCCACCAGAUGGCCGAUUUCCACAGCGUCACGGCGCUCUACCCCGUGGGCUACGAGGCCACGCGCAUCUACUGGAGCCUGCGCACCAACAACCGCCGCUGCUGCUACCGCUGCACCAUCUGCGAGAACAACGGGCGCCCCGAGUUCGUCGUGCAGGUCAUCGAGCAGGGCUUGGAGGAUCUUGUCUUCUCUGACUCCUCGCCACAAGCUGUGUGGAACCGGAUCAUCGAGCCAGUGGCGAUGAUGAGGAAGGAGGCCGACAUGCUGCGACUCUUCCCUGAGUACCUGAAGGGCGAGGAGCUCUUCGGCCUCACGGUGCACGCGGUGCUGCGCAUCGCCGAGUCGCUGCCGGGUGUGGAGAGCUGCCAGAAUUACCUGUUCCGCUAUGGGCGCCAUCCUCUGAUGGAGCUGCCCUUGAUGAUCAAUCCCACUGGCUGUGCCCGCUCCGAGCCCAAGAUCCUCACCCACUACAAGCGGCCCCACACCCUGAACAGCACAAGCAUGUCCAAGGCCUACCAGAGCACGUUCACGGGCGAGACCAACACGCCCUACAGCAAACAGUUUGUGCACUCCAAGUCCUCCCAGUACCGGCGCCUGAAGACGGAGUGGAAGAACAACGUGUACCUGGCACGGUCCCGCAUCCAGGGGCUGGGGCUCUACGCGGCCAAGGACAUCGAGAAGCACACGAUGGUCAUCGAGUACAUCGGCACCAUCAUCCGCAAUGAGGUGGCCAACAGGCGGGAGAAGAUCUAUGAGGAGCAGAACCGCGGCAUUUACAUGUUCCGCAUCAACAACGAGCACGUCAUUGACGCCACGCUGACGGGGGGCCCGGCCAGGUACAUCAACCACUCGUGUGCCCCGAACUGCGUGGCCGAAGUCGUGACCUUCGACAAGGAGGACAAGAUCAUCAUCAUCUCCAGCCGGCGCAUCCCCAAGGGGGAGGAG